Prorocentrum cordatum is the source of this 339-nucleotide messenger RNA. Lineage: Eukaryota; Dinophyceae; Prorocentrales; Prorocentraceae. The record is from the annotation of a GenBank genome assembly.
GCGAGCGACCACGCCGCCGCCUCCGACGCGGACUUCUCGUCUUCGGGGAGUGCCGCCGGCGCAGGGGCAGGCGAGCAACCAUGCCGCCGCCUCCGCCAGGCCGAGCACCCUGUGGGCACCGGCACGGACAACACCAACCUCAGCGACGCGGACUUCUCGUCUUCGGGGAGUGCCGCCGGCGCUGGGGCAGGCGAGCAACCAUGCCGCCGCCUCCGCCAGGCCGAGCACCCUUUGGGCACCGGCACCCAGAGCUUCAGCAACGCGGAGGCGGACGACGAGCAGGAGGAACAGGACUAUCAGGUGUACGGCGGCUUCCAGGCCCUGGAGCACGACGCCACG